Molecule: messenger RNA, 435 nt
Organism: Apodemus sylvaticus (European woodmouse)
Lineage: Eukaryota; Metazoa; Chordata; Mammalia; Rodentia; Muridae
Gene: Cstl1
Product: cystatin like 1
Exons: 3
Coding region: 1-435 (144 amino acids)
Molecular function (GO): cysteine-type endopeptidase inhibitor activity
Source: RefSeq, a predicted model, not a curated record
AUGGGGAUGAAGGCCAGAGGCUUGAGCGUCCCUUUGCUGCUGUUGCUGGUGACUGUGGUUGUGAUGGCUAAGGUGUAUCAGAUCCAGAGGUGGGGGGGUUUCAAGGAGAAGGCCACGAGCAAAAAAAACAUCAACUCGACACUCCGUUUCUUCAUCCAGUCUUACAACAACGCAAGCAAUGACACCUACUUGUUUAAAGUUCAGAAGCUAGUCCAAAGUCAGAUGCAGUUGACGACGGGAGUGGAGUAUUUGGUUACUGUGAAGAUUGGCAGGACCAAAUGUAAGAAAAAUGAGACGAAGAAAGCCUCCUGUCCCAUGCAAAGCAGCAAGCUGAAAAAGAGCCUGACUUGCACAUCAUUGAUAUACUCUGUACCCUGGAUGAACCACUAUCAGCUCUGGAACAGUUCCUGCCAGGAGAACCGAGUGUCUGUGUAA